AUGGGAGCUCCGAGCUCCCCCAGAGCUGCUUCCCACGCCGUGGCCAACAGCUACGGCAGAAACUGGGAACCUGCUCAGCAGGUCAGAACAGGAGAUGCCGAGGGAUUGACCAAGGAAUUCGCCCAGGCCCUCUCAGCGUCACCCCUUCUGGACCUGGCCCUGCCCAUCAUCGCCAGGGUCAUGUUGCCCACUUACCUCAUAACACUGGCGCAGCCACACGAUGCGGCGGCGCUGGGCGGGCGCUGGCUCUGCGCCGUGGGCGGCUGGGACGGGGCGCGCCGUCUGGCCGCAGUGGCCGCCCUGGAUGCGGAGCGCGGAGAGUGGGAGGCGUGGACGGCGGCCCCCGGCAGCUGCCCCCCUGCCGGCCUCAGCAGUCACACCUGCACCCGCCUCUCGGACCGAGAGCUGCGGGUGGCAGGCCGGGAGGGGGGGACGCGCACUCAGCGUCGCUAUGGAAGCAUCUACACGUUGAGGCUGGACCCCGGCGCCCGCACCUAUUGCUACAGGGAAGAAAGCUGCCGCUCGGCCUCCCGCUCGGGGCACUGCGCCGCCUUGCUCCCGACUCCUGGGCCCCGCCCCGGUCACCAGCUGCUGCUCUUUGGAGGCUGCGACUCAGCUGAGCCAGAAGUGGCCGGGCACUGGGGUUAUGGGAAGAUUCAGGAGGAAGCGCCUGCCGCCCCGCGUUUGACGGAGCAGCUAGCAAAGCUCGUGAGCAGUGGGCAAGGGUCCCGGCAGGGGCCUCGGGGCCUCCGGCAUCAUUCAUGCUCAGUGGUUGGGCCCUUUGCUGUGCUGUUUGGUGGAGAAACUCUGACCAGAGCUAGAGACACCAUCUGCAAUGACCUCUACGUCUACGAUGCCCGCAGGGCUCCUUCCCUGUGGUUCCACUUCCCCUGUGCAGACCGAGCGCUGAAACGCAUGGGCCAUCGGACCUGCCUUUGCAAUGACCAGCUGUACCUGGUUGGGGGUUUUGGGGAGGACGGCAGGACAGCCAGUCCACAAGUGUGCACCCUGGACCUCUUUCUCUAAAGAACGGUGCCAAGACACACUGCCAUGCCGCUGUUUUAUUGUAAACUCAAAGCAUUAUCACCAGAGCUACCUGCCUCACGUCAAAUGCUUAUUAAAUUUCCAUCUAACAGUCAA
Messenger RNA from Myotis lucifugus (little brown bat), 1140 nucleotides. RefSeq names its product kelch domain containing 9 (gene KLHDC9). The transcript has 6 exons. Lineage: Eukaryota; Metazoa; Chordata; Mammalia; Chiroptera; Vespertilionidae. The record is from RefSeq and is a predicted model, not a curated record. Gene Ontology annotation, molecular function: cyclin binding. Bases 1 to 1026 code for a protein of 341 amino acids.